This is a messenger RNA of Daldinia decipiens, 1038 nucleotides long. Its product is annotated as Sas10/Utp3/C1D family-domain-containing protein. Gene Ontology annotation, molecular function: RNA binding; DNA binding. Gene Ontology annotation, cellular component: exosome (RNase complex); nucleolus. Lineage: Eukaryota; Fungi; Ascomycota; Sordariomycetes; Xylariales; Hypoxylaceae. The transcript has 2 exons. The coding region runs from base 198 to 791 and encodes 197 amino acids. Gene Ontology annotation, biological process: maturation of 5.8S rRNA; regulation of gene expression. The record is from RefSeq and is a predicted model, not a curated record.
CCUACGUACAAUUGCCCAGGGUUCUUAGAAUUCGCUUUAUUCUUUCUCCGUUUCAUAUUCUGCCUCUAAUCACCGCCAUAAUUGUUUCAAUCCAUGUUUAAUAAUUGCGACCCGCGCCAAUGCGAUAGUCAACCUCAGAUAAACCAGCGCUUUCCUCGAAUGAUGGUUGCGAAUAUCUUAUAUCUGAUUCUUGCAUAAUGGACCCGCCAAAUAUUUCACCCCAGUUAGAUCGGCUCGACGAUGAACUUGAUAACCUUGAGGAAGCCCUACAGCCCAUCCUUGGUAACAUCUCGGAUGUCGCUAAUAAGCUGCCCCUGCUCGACAAGGCCAAGCUCUACGUGCUUGCGACCUAUUCCAUCGAAUCGAUGCUCUUUUCUUCCCUUCGACUCAAUGGCGUCGAGGCAAAAGAACAUCCCGUCUUCAAGGAACUCGCCCGCGUACGACAAUACUUUGACAAGAUUAAAAAUAUCGAGACUCCCCCAGCGAAGCCCGAGCAUACCCUUAACAAGGAAGCCGCCAUUCGAUUCAUCAGAGCCGACUUAGCCGAGAACAAUAAUAAGAUAGUCAACACUAAGCUAAGCGAAAUGAUCGCGAAGGAACGCGCCAAAGCCGCCCUAAAGGCUGCUCAAGCAAGUAGCAAGCGAAAGGCCGAGAUAUCUAUACCGCCAGUAGAGCCCAAUACCGAAUCUAAUGCCGAAGAGGUUGACUUGGAAAUUUCACGGAAGAAGAACAAAAAAGAGAAAGAAGACAAGAAGCACAAAGACAAGAAAAAUAAGAAAUCUUCCAAGUAAGAUAUGGAAUUCAUGGGCGUCGCGAUUAAAACCGAAACUUGCAGCGCCAUCAUCUACCACAGCUUCCGUUUCUACUCAUAGAAGUCGAGGAUGCGUAUUAGGAGGGUCGAAGAAUUGCUUUAUAAUCUCUAAUAUGUUGCGCCGAGAUAUGCUAAGUUGGAGAACUAAUUCAACGCCCUAGCAAGGCGAGCGAAGGAAAGCGAAGGGCCCUCGGACCAAGUGAGCUUAGCAGGUUAGCAGAUUGCCA